AUGAACGUUUUGGGGUUAUGUGUGACUGCUAUCGUUUUGGGGUUUUCAGUCGAAGCCCACUUGAACUCCAUCUGCAAUUCCAAUGAUUCAAUGGCAUUGAAGGGUUUCAUGAAUGGAAUGGAAGUAGCCAUUGAUGGCUGGACCUCAGCUUCUUCCGAUUGCUGUAAUUGGAAUGGCGUUACUUGCGAUUUCCAUGGUAGGGUUGUUGGAUUGGAACUCUCCAGGAAAAGACUAGUGGGUAACUUGGCUGAUUCAUUGACCACUUUAGAUCAGCUUAGAACCCUAAAUCUCUCUCGCAAUUUACUCAAAGGCACACUUCCCAUUUCCAUAUUUCACUUGCCAAAUUUGCAAAUUCUUGAUUUGAGUAGCAAUGAGUAUUCUGGGUCUUUCCCUUUAAGUGUAAACCUACCUUCGAUCCAAUUGUUAGACAUUUCUGACAAUAACUUUGAAGGUCCAAUUGCACCAGGAUUGUGUAUCAACUCCACUGGAAUUAGGGUUCUUAAAUUAGGGGUAAAUUACUUUGAUGGAGAGAUUCCACCGGAAUUUGAGAAUUGUAGUUCCUUAGAACAGCUUUCUCUAGAUGCAAAUCUUGUUUCUGGGAUCAUACCAGAAUAUCUAUUCAGAUUACCAAGAUUAUCUCAAUUAUCUCUUCAGGAUAACCUUCUAAUCGGUCAGCUACGCAAUAGUAAUCCAUCCAAUCUUGUUUCUUUAGAUGUUUCCCUAAAUGGGCUUUCAGGAAAUCUACCAGAUUUCUUUCAUAGAUUCCCCAAUUUACGUAAUUUCUCUGCUCAUUCAAACAAUCUUUCUGGUAAGAUACCCUCUUCAUUGUUGAAUUCCGGCACCAUUUCUUCGAUUAUCUUAAGAAACAAUUCCCUUUCUGGUUCGUUCGAUCUAAAUUGCUCAGCAAUGAUAAGCCUUUCGACGCUUGAUUUGGCUGAUAACAGGUUUCUGGGAUCCAUUCCUGAUAAUCUUCCCUCCUGCCCAAUGCUAAAAAACAUAGAUCUUGGUGGAAACAAUCUCACCGGACCGAUCCCAGAAAGCUUCAAAAGAUUCGAUUCUUUAUCGUAUCUUUGUCUCUCUAUGUGCAACUUGAAGAACCUUUCUGAAUCACUCAGAAUCCUCCAACAUUGCCCAAACCUUGCCACUUUGGUCCUUAGCCAUAGCUUUCACGAUGAAGAAAUGCCCGCUGAUGCUAGUCUACGAUUCAACAUGCUCAAGACUCUUGUAAUUCMCAAUUGCAAACUUACUGGAACUGUUCCUGUAUGGUUAAACGGUUUAACGAAACUCAGGAUCUUGGAUUUGUCAUGGAACCAGCUGGGAGGACGAAUGCCGCCCUUUUUAGGAGAUUUGACGUCGCUUGUUUACAUGGAUUUAUCUAACAACUUUUUAAGCGGAGAGAUUCCGAAGAGCCUCACCCAAUUACCCGCUCUCCAAUUUCAUAAUAACUCGUUGGAUGUUUCCCUAGACCUCCCUAUCUUCAUGAGGAGAGGCAUAUUCGGAAAAGUGUUGCGAUACGGUUAUGGUGCUCGAUUCCCACCAACAUUAGACCUGAGUAACAACUUUUUCACCGGAUCAAUCUGGCCAGAGUUUGGAAACCUGAGAAACCUGCAUGUUUUGAACCUAAGAUACAACGAGUUAUCGGGUAAUAUUCCGAGCAAUUUGGUGAAUUUAAGCUGCAUAGAGACUAUGGAUAUGUCUCAUAAUGAGUUAUCUGGGCAGAUACCUCUAUCUUUGGUGAGGCUUGGCAUGUUAUCUAAGUUCAGCGUCGCAUACAAUAAUCUAACGGGGUUUAUUCCUUCCGGUGGCCAAUUUUCGACCUUUUCAGCCUCUAGUUUUGAAGGAAACCCAGGUUUAUGCGGUGAAUUUGUUUUAAAUUGUCGGCAAGUUGAAGAGUUGUUGCAAACUUCAGAACCUGAGGAGGAAGAGUGGACGAUUAGUUUGCCGGUAUGGAGUGGAUUUGGAACUGGUUUCCUUCUUACCGUCGUGUUAUUGCUCGUUGUUCCAACGAUUAGAGAUGAACACAGAACGGAUAAAUUCGAGUAA
Molecule: messenger RNA, 2043 nt
Organism: Cynara cardunculus var. scolymus (artichoke)
Lineage: Eukaryota; Viridiplantae; Streptophyta; Magnoliopsida; Asterales; Asteraceae
Product: phytosulfokine receptor 1-like
Exons: 1
Coding region: 1-2043 (680 amino acids)
Molecular function (GO): protein binding
Source: RefSeq, a predicted model, not a curated record